UCAUAGAUAUCUAUGGUUUAAAAUGACCAUAAUAAUAAAAGUAAUUUAUCACCACCACAUACAUACGAGAUAAUGUUAAUAAGAAUAUUUCAGUGCAAAAAGUUCACACGUUAAGGAAUUUUUCAGUGGAAACACAUUUAACUAGUGAGAUUUACCUACAUAUAUUCCUUACUAGGAAGAGAGGUUCAUCUUUUGAACAUCUGCUACACAAAAAAACGAAGAGAAAGAGAAAGGGACACUAGGGCCCUUGUAUCGCAAAUAAGUUCCUUAUACACUUACUCACAUAUAUCAGUUUGCUCUGAAUAUUCCUAUCGAACACUAUUUCACAGUUAACUGAGGAUAAGUGCAAUACCUAAAGAUAGUACAAAGUAAUUGAUUAGAAAACGAGUAGCGCCGCUUGAAGACGGCAAAGUUUAACAUUCAUCUAAGCUAAUUCAUCAAAAUUUUCACAACGGAGGAACAAAACAUACUCAGUAACUUAAAAGUAGAACAUGAGAAUCUUGUAGCGAAGUGGUUGCAAAAUUCCUUCAAAAUACAAGAAAACGCCGCCCUGGACCUAAGGGCGACGCCACUAACGCCUCUCCAGAUACCGAUGGCGGAAGUCAACAACAGGCCUGUUUUCAAAAUGAAUAACGAUUUUUGGAACCAAGCCAGAGGCCCCCCUCAAAAUAUGCCGCAGAACUUGUCCAACUCCAACCAAAACUCCCCGGUUCCCGGCUCGACCAACUCCAUACCCGCUCAUUCGCCGAGCCAGCAGAGCAACAGCAGCCAAAUCCACGUCGUUACUCCCGGUGCGCUUGCAUUGCAACAAGCCAACCAACAGCAGAACAGCCAACAGCAGAGCCAAAACAGCCAACAACAAGCGCACACUCAACAACAACCCAACAACAACUGA
Molecule: messenger RNA, 895 nt
Organism: Anoplophora glabripennis (Asian longhorned beetle)
Lineage: Eukaryota; Metazoa; Arthropoda; Insecta; Coleoptera; Cerambycidae
Exons: 3
Coding region: 593-895 (100 amino acids)
Source: RefSeq, a predicted model, not a curated record